Rana temporaria (common frog) is the source of this 1116-nucleotide messenger RNA. Its product is annotated as cell wall protein DAN4-like. Bases 401 to 1057 code for a protein of 218 amino acids. The record is from RefSeq and is a predicted model, not a curated record. The transcript is spliced from 12 exons. NCBI's taxonomy places the organism in Eukaryota, Metazoa, Chordata, Amphibia, Anura, Ranidae.
CAAAGAAAAUGUUAAUAAGCCAGAGCACGUACGAGGGAGAGUGAAGAGAUUGUAUGGAAUACCCACUGUAGCACCAGCGACACUGUCACCAUUAUGGUUUCUGCCUGGGGUUCAACCAUUACUUGAAGCUCCUGAUUUGCAGUCGGUCUUGAAUCAGUUGUACAGUAAAUCAUUUGCCGUGCAAACGGCUGUUAAUUUAAUACCCUUCUUGACCACACAACUACGUAUUGUAGCAGCUUAUUAUCUAUUAGUUCAAGCAGGAAUAAAUCCACUGGCGGGUCUACAAGGAGUCAGCUUCCCUACUACUAUACCAACAACACCUCCUCUCUCUUCUAGUGGAGCCACACCUUCUGCAGCAGGGCAGACUACGCCAGCAUUACUGACCACAGCAUUUACAACUAUGCCAGUAACAACAACCACACCAGUAACAACACUGGCAGCUGCAUCAGAAACAACACCCAUGAGUACAUUGGGCACAACACCGUCAUCUCCAUUAGCCACAACACCAUCAACUCCAUUAGGCACAACACCAUCAACUCCAUUAGGCAUAACACCAUCAACUCCAUUAGGCACAACACCAUCAAGUCCAUUAGGCACAACAUCAUCAACUCCAUUAGGCACAACACCAUCAACUCCAUUAGGCACAACAUCAUCAACUCCAUUAGGCACAACACCAUCAACUCCAUUAGGCACAACAUCAACUCCAUUAGGCACAACACCAUCAACCUCAUUAGACACAACACCGUCAACAUCGACUCCAGCUUCUCUAGACACUCAGUCUACAACUUCAGUCUCAUCGUCCAACCCCAGUUCUACUGGUUUAAAUUUGAGUAUUAUGUUGGAGAAUUUGUUGAAAAAAGCCUGUUCGAAUUCUUCAAGUCCGGAUUACAUAAAUUCUCUUAGCAUUCUCCUCGCCAAGGCCGACCAGGUUGGUUACAGUGAUUAUGAAGUACAGUUGAUUCUGAGUAUUAUCGGCAAUGUUACAAGCAAUGUUUUGCAAUUAAAUCUCAAGUUCGAUGUGGACACAGUAAAAGUGAGUAUAUUUUUUUAUACCUAAAGGAAGAUUCCAGUUAUAUAAACAUGUCUAAUUACUGUAGAAGACACGUGUCAUUUAGA